GACGCGCAAUUCCGGCCAGCGAUUUCCCAAUUUGCAUUCUUUUUCCUCCUCCACUUUUUUCUUCCUCAUUAAAAUAGAAUUAAUUGAUUUUAAGAGGUAACGGUACACCGUAUAUGGAUUCCUGGAUUUGGAUUUUGGAGUCGCACCACUUUGGAGUUGGGACUCGAUAAUAGAACGUAUCUAUCUUUCAAUCCCCCGACAGCCACGGGAAGAAGGGGACAUCAAGCAAUCCAAAACAAAUCUAAAAGAGGGAAAAGAAGAGAAACGAGGGAGAAGAGAAGAAGAUCGACCCUCCAAGCCUGCGCGCCGGCCGAAAUUGCAGAGCUCCUCCGAUCUCUCGCUCUCCCUUUUUUUCUCUAUCCAUCCCGCCAGAAAACUGUAAGUCACCUGUUUUCUUCCCUUAGAUCUGAUUUUUGGAUGCUUAUUUGUCCUGUUUGCGUUCUUUUCAAUCGGUUUUUAAUGGACAAGAUUGGCACAGAAAGAUCUGUAAAUGGGUUAUCUUUCGAUUCUGUGUUGAAGCAAUCCUUUGUCUUGAUGAGGUAGACACGGAUCUGGAAUUCCGGGGGAAAGUUCUAGCUGAAACGUGGAGGAGGUACAAGGGGGGAUAAAGGAAAAAGUUAGAACCUUGGCGUUCAAUCUACCGAAUUAGAGUGAUCUGCGACGUGUAUGAACGAAAAUAUAAACCUUAGCAUUUGGACUGAAAUGUUAGAUUGUUGGGGGUAUCAUUGAACAAUUGUGAAAUUAGUAAUUGGGCCUAUUGCAGCAAGGAGGGAGGGGUUCUGGCCAGCGUUAUUGCUGUAGUAAGGCUUGGACUUCGUCUUGGAGGAUCAUUUAUUGAGAUGGAGAAUGUUGAACAUCCUUGUAGGGUCCGAGAUCUUUGUUUGUCGAUCAAUCAGAUUCUGUUUUACCAUGCUUAGUUAGCUUUGGAUUGGUCUUAGUUUGCCAGGAUCUGCUAUGCCUUACAGAAGCAGCUGACUUGCUUCCAUCUCUUUUACUUGCUUGUAUCUUGCCCUUCCUUACUGCAUCUUCGGGUGCAUCAUGAACAAAUUGUGAUGUUUACCUUGGUCGAUAUUCCAAGAAAUAGACCCUAAUCCAUUCAGGAUGCAUGCUGUUGAUUCAUUAGUCGUUAGACUAUCACCUCUUCGAUUAGGUUCUCUAGUUCGUUGUACUUGGGAAAAUGGCAUGGUGUUUCGGCUUUUGUUCCAAAAUAUAAGAUGCCAUUUAUUCUUAUCUCAACCUUCCUCACAGUUAAGUCCUAAUCGGCUUCCAUCGCCGUGAUCUCACCUCUGUAAGUUAGGACGUUUCUGCAGUCUCUUAUCAUUGGUUUUGACUCAAAAACUUUCCUGGAGUGUUUCAAGACCAAGUCGUGUCAACAUCUGCUCCCGCUAUAAUUGCCUUCUUUUGGAGUGUGGCAAGUAGUGGGCUGCUGUCUAUGAGUAUCAACGUUGGUCAUUGCUAUCGUUCCUUGUAAACUUUGGGACUAGUCUCUUUUGGUCAUUUACUACACUAGAUUCAUUCUAGUUCCUGCAGAAGUUAUCUUCAAACAUCCAUUUUGAUUUGAAUGCUUGGUUACAUAAUAGAAAAUUGUGUUCUUACAAUGCCACGGACUAAUCCAGAUUGACUCCGCAAUUAUUUCAGGACCUUGCAGGAUAAACAUUAUGGUACUUGACAGCCUAUCUUCCCCUCAUCGGAUAUCAUCAUCGAUUCGGAAAGGUUUCCCCAAGGAAGAGCUUGGCAACUGUUCAACACUCCUGAACAGACACCGAUUCCUGCUAACAGCUCUGACUCUAUUGGCGUUUCUAUGCACCAUCUACCUCUACUUCGCCAUUACAUUAGGUGCCUCCGCUGCUGCAGCAGCAGGAUCGUGUUCUGGGAUGUCCGGGAAAGAAAAGGCGUUGUGCCAUUUAGAGCAUGCCAAGACCUCUGUGACUAUGGGGAAACUGAAAUUCUUCUAAUGAAAUUGACACAACUCGAUCUGUUAUAGUUUUCUCUUCCUUUUUGGUCUUACUGUGUGAUCAAAAUCAAAUACUCUGGUAAAGCAUGUUGGAGAGUCGGGGGUGAUCGAUUGUGUAAUCUUAUUGUGUAUUAAAAGGUUCUGUUCCAA
Linum trigynum is the source of this 2104-nucleotide messenger RNA. Lineage: Eukaryota; Viridiplantae; Streptophyta; Magnoliopsida; Malpighiales; Linaceae. The record is from the annotation of a GenBank genome assembly.